AGGUCUGCACAAUAUGUCGACAGUGUUCGGGGUUUUAUGGAUCACCUAUCAGCCCAAGAAACGGCCAAAAAGGGCUAACAGGAGUAAGAAGAAGGGGUACAAGAAACAGUGUAAGAACGUGGAAGUGCAGAGCGAGAGCGUGACAUGUGAGAGUGCGGCCCCUCCUAAUGUGAGUGUCAGCCCCCUCCAGAUUGUAGCGAGCCCUCCCGAGAUUGUGCCAGAACCCACCCCUGCCCGACUCUCUCAACAACCUGCAAAACCCGCACAACCUGCUAUACAACCUGCGAAACCUGAAAACCCCACAGAACCUGUGAAACCUGCACAAACCGCCGCGAAGCCUGCAAAAUCUGCUGUUGAACAAGUAAAAACUGCCUCCUCCUCUCCUCCUGAAGCUGCACGUGUUGCACCUGAUAGUAAGCUCCCGGCUGGUGACUCUGUUAAGCGAGUUGAUCCAGCCGGUGAUAUGCCUGCUCCAGAGGCCUCACCUACUAACCCCCAACACCCGACACCACCGUGUGUGACACCAUCUGUGAUUGUACCCUCAGUGACAUUAGACCCUCCGGACACCCCUCCUCGCACUGACCAGCUUCUGGAGGAUCUAGUACCCUGCAAGGAUCCUGAUGUGACACCGACCCCGACUCCUACAGUUGUGGCCCCAGCAGAUGUGACUUUAACAGAAGUUGAUGGUGGUGAUCUCACUCAGAUCUCUAAUGAAAGUGAGGAGUUCAUGACCCCUCUUGUGAGCAACAAUGAGCCCACCGACCCUCUGGGGAUGGUACUGGCAGCUGGUGCUGCGAGGAAUCCGGAUGUGCCCAUCAACAUUGAUGAAAGUUUAACUGAAACAUCAAAAGAAGAAACAUCCGUUGCCUCCUCCAAAUCAUCCGAAAAUGUAGCCCCGCCCGAGAAUAAAGGAAAGCUAAGACUAGCUUUAUCGUACGACUCUGAUUCUCUCAUUGUAUCUAUUCUUGAAGCAUGCGAUGUUCACGUGCCGAGUUCGGACACAUCUUCCAACCCUUAUGUUAAGAUUUCCUUGAUCCCGAGUGGGGAAGGAGGUGUACCUCUAGUGGAGCACCAGACAAAGGUAGCUACCAACACAAAGGAGCCUGCUUUCAGAGAAACCUUCCUCGUUAAGAUUGAAGAAGGAGACAGUUCGCAGAGACUGCUUGUGUCACUCUGGAAUCAGGGGGAUGUUGAGGACUACUCUUGUGGAGGAAUGUCCUUCUCAAUCGACGAAUAUGCCAAACCCAACACGUCAGUAAAUGGUUGGUAUUAUCUUCUUGAUGACCUUGAAGCUGAGAGGAGCAACAUUCGUUGCGUUCAACCUGUCAAGAAUCACGUCGUGAGCACAAACAAGAUUUCUCUGGCGGCGGACAAGCGACCUGUUAAAAUCCAGCGCAACGCGAAGGGGCUCGGUUUCGCAGUUGUCAGCGAUGGCCCCGUCAUAGUGACGAGUGUGGAAAACGGUGGUCCGGCAGCUGCUGGGGGCCUCCUCAAAGGGGACAUGAUUCUUGCUGUCAAUGGGAAAGAGGUGAGCGACCUGUCCUGCGCCUAUGUUAGCAAACUGCUCCGACAGUGUGGUGACUCAGUCGAAAUGGUGGUACAACAAGCUCCACGAGAUAUGCUGUCCAACCCUUGCUACACGCCCGAUCUCAUGAACGGAGCUAAAGACAAGGACCACACUAGUUUACCUCCGGUAGUUUUGGACUGGGAGACUUUACCUCCUCUGGAACAAAAGAGACAACAAGCGAUCCAGGACCUGAUCAGAAGUGAGGAUCACUACCUCACCGAUCUCAAAUUCGGUAUCGAGCGGUACCUGCUGCCACUGAAAAAGAAAGACUUCAUCGCUCCAGAAAAACACGAGAAAAUGUUCAACAACAUCAAGGAGGUCUCCGACAUCACCAACAAGGUCCUCAAGAGUCUGACCAUCAGUCGGGUGCCCCUAAUCAACACCUCGCCCAACCUGCCCUAUUAUAUCUACAGUAUCGGCGAGGUGUACCGCGAGAACUCAGCUGAACUGAUCCAGCAGUACGAGGAAUAUCUGAACGGAAGGAAAGCAGCCCACCAGGAGUUCAACAGACUUCACAAUGUUGGAGAGUUCAUGACGUUCCUGCAGGAACCCCCUGCUCUCCCCGACCUCUGCAACAUCCUGCAGCAACCUCGCGAGCACAUAGGAAGUCUACCGUGUCUACUACAAUCAGUUCUGUCUGCUACGCCUCUACAUCACCCUGACCAGGCGCACCUUGGUCAUGUUAUUCAGGUUUUGUCAGCCCUGUCGCGAACAUCCCCAAGCAAAAAGAAGUCAGAAGCUAGGAAGAUGGCUGACAUUCAAGAACGCCUUAUAUUUUCUUCCUCCGUCAAACCAUUCCCUAUAAAGGAAGGAGACAGAGUACUUGUACACGAAGGUAGCUUAUACAAGCUGGACAAGAAGAAGAAACACAAGGUGUACGCGAUGCUGUUUACCGACCUACUCCUCCUCACCAAGGAGGUGGGACAACACUUAAAAGUGGUCCAGGACCCAAUGUUCCUCUCUCAGAUCAUGAUCCAGGACUUCAACUGUGACGAUGGGACUGAGUUUCACAUCACUGUAGUCGCUACUUUGCCAGCUGAAGGUGACAAGGUAAUACACGGUGACACGUACGUUCUGCGAGGCAAGACUGCCGACAGCAAGGAGAUUUGGAAAAAGGUCAUCGGCGAUAGAGCAAGUGGUGUUGAUCGUCUGACUCAGAAGCCUAAAGAUCCCAAUAUCUACAAUCUACCUUGUUUGCCUACACCUAUUCCUGACCCGGACCAUAGCACGAGUGAACCAGAGGUUGACGAUAUGGGAGUUCCUAUCUGGGACGGAGUGUCCAAAGGAAACGCUGCCAAAAACGACAAAAAACCUGGCAAAAAAGGCAGUGAGGACUGCAAGUCACAGCCGAAUGUCGAACAGUGUCGAAGAUGGCAGGAGAGCCUUGAAAACGUCUUACAUGACCCUAAGGGCGAAGCGCACUUCCUGCGCUUUUUGAAGAAAGAGUUCUGCUCAGAAAACUUUGAGUUUUGGAAAGACGUCAAACAGCUCAAAAAGAAGAAACCGGAGGGUGAAAAACUUAAGAAAGACGUGAAAAUUAUUUAUGAUGAAUACAUUGGAGAUUCAGCCUCGAAACAGAUAAAUGUGAACGGGAAGCUGAAAGUGGCAAUAAGGGACACGAUUGACGAGCCCUAUAUCGAAAUGUUUGACGAUGCCCAGAAAUUUGUGAUACAGUUGAUGCGGGACGGCCCCUACCGACGUUUCAUCGACGAAGAUAAUCUCCAAGAGAUACUAAAGGGUCACGGAUGAGGGUUUCACGAGGAAAAUCGUUGAACAUUAAAUUAUUGCGGGUGUGGGUGUAGCUAACACAACGUCUGUGUGUAUAUGCAGUGAUAGAAGAUUUCUCAGAUGCAUAAAGGAGUAUGGGGGCGGGGUUGCGGUGUUCCCAGUUGCCUGGGGACCAGUGUACUAGGAGUCACCAGCCCCUACCGACCCUGUGCACGUGUCGGUCGCGCGACAGUCUCUCUUCAACACCUGAUUACUCACAGCGGACCGGCAUCCCGCCCUGCCCCCCAAUUUAUACGUUCUCUUAAUCUCUCUCAACAAAAAACUUGCCUUGUUUUAUAUAUCGGAAGGUUUGUCAGACCUGUGCUCAGUGAUAUGAAAAUAUUGGCUCGCUUUGUUUUAACCCACUCUACCUCUCGUUAUUACCUCCACUGAGAACUACGUACCACAAAAAUAACCGUACUACAUGGACUACAUGAUAAUAUCACUCUCCAGAGAAAAAAGUGACUUGUGAAGCAGCGUCGUUAUAAUUCAUGCGUAUGUUUGAUUAGCCGGAACAGAAAUAUUUAUAUACAAUUCUGACGAUAUGUUUUUAUUUAAUAUUUUGUUGAUGGUGGUAUGAGGCUUUAGGUUUGUCAGUUGCUGUGGUUCGUACCGGCGCACCGGUCUCACAAUAGCUUAGCCCAUGAUCCUAUUCUGAGUCCGGCGCCGCUCUUUGGCCCCUGUUUUGCACACCGUUACUUAUGGGCACGUGCGCAGCGCGGCGCGCGUGUUACUUCACCCGUCGUUGCCUUGACAACACCGUGUUGUAACACGUGCGAUUCGUGCUGAAUUCAAAGUAUAAGUGUGCACUUCAGGGCCAGCAGGCGGCAUGCUCUGCCUUGCUGCGUCACUGAUGGACUAAUAGACGUGUGGGCUUCCCUAUUAACCGCGUUGUUUGUGGUUUUGGGGUCGCUCCAAUUUUGUCCUGUAUUGUUAUUUGAAUUUCUAAGCGUCUUUUUGGGCCAAUGUUGUAAAUAUGAAAUAAAGAUAACGUGCUCAUAGCGCGUAUCUUACCGUGAAUUUGUGUUACCCAAUUAUGUCGGGCUCGCCAUCGGGCCCCUCAUAAAUAGAA
This is a messenger RNA of Bolinopsis microptera, 4406 nucleotides long. RefSeq lists its product as uncharacterized. Gene Ontology annotation, molecular function: guanyl-nucleotide exchange factor activity; protein binding. Gene Ontology annotation, cellular component: nucleus; plasma membrane. NCBI's taxonomy places the organism in Eukaryota, Metazoa, Ctenophora, Tentaculata, Lobata, Bolinopsidae. The transcript is spliced from 28 exons. The record is from RefSeq and is a predicted model, not a curated record. Bases 14 to 3316 code for a protein of 1100 amino acids.